AUGACACAGCCCUUGUUGCUUUCGCAUGUUUCUUUGAACACUAGGGAGAUCGCCGAUCAUGCUCCCCGGACUCGGACUUGGCUGAAUACGAUCAAGACCAUGGUCCAAAAUACCAAACUUGGAUUAUUGGUUUUGUUAUCUGUAUUGCUUUUGGUGAUCUACUUGCCCAAAGUCCAAAAUUCAACUUUGAAACCAUUAAUCUCGAAUCAAGAUGAGAGUCUUGGUAUACACAAAAACUUAGAGCCUGGAAAACUUGGGGCUGUUGCUAGCGAGAGCUCCAUUUGUUCACGACAUGGAACUGACAUGUUGAAAAUGGGUGGCACGGCUGCUGAUGCUCUUGUUGCUACAGAGAUCUGCGUUGGCGUCGUAGGAAUGUAUCAUAGUGGUAUUGGCGGAGGUGGCUUCAUGCUUAUAAGAGCACCAGAUGGUUCCCACGAGAGUGUCGACUUUCGAGAAACAGCCCCAGCGGCUGCGUUUGAGGAAAUGUUCAAGAAUAAUACCGAAGCCGCGAUCCAUGGGGGCCUGGCAAGUGGCGUGCCCGGUGAAUUGCGUGGACUAGAGUAUCUCCAUCAGAAGUACGGGUCUCUUCCGUGGUCGACUGUUGUACAGCCAGCCAUUCGGACUGCUCGCGAAGGCUUCCCAGUCACAGAAGAUUUGAUCCGAUACAUGAACAGCGCAGUAGGAAGUGGCGAGGACUUUCUUUCACUUGACCCAACUUGGGCGAUUGACUUUGCUCCUAAUGGCACUCGAUUGGGCUUGGGGGAUAUCAUGACCCGGAAGCGUCUCGCGGAUACACUUGAAAGAAUUGCGGAUCAUGGCCCAGAUGCCUUUUACUCUGGCGCAAUCGCCGAGACCAUGAUAAAGGCGAUACAAAAUUCAAACGGAACUAUGGAGGUACAAGAUCUAACGGACUAUUCUAUUGCCAUCCGAAACAUAUCGCAGAUCAAUUACCGCGGAUACACAGUCACAAGUACGACAGCACCAUCGAGCGGCGUUGUCGCAUUAAACAUCCUUAAGGUUUUGAACACCUACCAGGACCUAUUCUCCGAUGAGAAGACCGUGAACCUCAGUACGCACCGUAUGGGCGAGGCGUUUAGAUUCGGGUAUGGCCAGAGGACGCAAAUGGGCGACCCGGAGUUUGUCCCUGAGAUGGCAGAUUAUGAGCAUAAGAUGCUGAAACAGUCUACCGUUGAUGAUAUUCGCAGCAAAAUUUCCGACACUCACACGUUGGAUGUGUCCGCAUACGACCCUGACGGCAUUGAGAGUCUCGACACACCAGGAACCUCCCAUGUUGUCGCAGCUGAUCAUUCCGGACUCACCAUCUCCGCGAUCACUACCAUCAAUCUCCUUUUUGGGAGCCGUCUCAUGGUACCAGAGACUGGCAUUAUCAUGAAUAACGAAAUGGACGACUUUUCUAUCCCCGGAUCGUCCAACUCAUUCGGAUACAUUCCUUCCGAGGCAAACUUUAUCCGACCUAACAAGAGGCCUUUAUCAUCCUGUACACCUGCGAUCGUCACCCGACCCGAUGGCAGUGUUUUUCUAGUCGCUGGAAGUGCAGGGGGCAGCCGUAUAAUAACGGCUACCGUGCAGACCAUUAUUCAUUCAAUUGAUCAGGGGCUGACAGCGGCCGAGGCCUUGGCCAAGCCUCGUUUGCAUGAUCAACUGGUUCCUAACCAAGUGACCUUCGAGUACAACUAUGACAACUCGACCGUUGCUUUCAUGGAGAGUAGGGGACAUAACGUCACCUGGGUUGCGCCGACACUGAGCACUGCACAGCUCAUUCGAGUUCUUCCCAAUGGUACAUUUGAUCCUGCUGGCGAACCUCGCCAACUCAACUCGGCUGGCUACUCUGUAUGA
This is a messenger RNA of Penicillium angulare, 1857 nucleotides long. Its product is annotated as gamma-glutamyltransferase. The coding region runs from base 1 to 1857 and encodes 618 amino acids. Lineage: Eukaryota; Fungi; Ascomycota; Eurotiomycetes; Eurotiales; Aspergillaceae. Gene Ontology annotation, cellular component: plasma membrane. The record is from RefSeq and is a predicted model, not a curated record. Gene Ontology annotation, biological process: glutathione catabolic process. The transcript has 7 exons. Gene Ontology annotation, molecular function: glutathione gamma-glutamate hydrolase.